AUGGAUCAAUUUCAAUGGCCAGGAAUCCCCAAUUCCACCACCGUGCCAAGCACAUUGCUAUUUGAUACCACAGAGUACGAGAUGCAAUACAAGAGGGCAUUAUCAAAAUUGAUUCUUCGACGACUUGAAGGGGAGUGUGACGUUCUUCACGUUGCCACAUGUUGUGGCUUUGGGAUAUAUGUCGUUACCUUCCGAACAUUCUCCGGCCUUUACGACAUCACCAACAACAUCAACUUUCAGAUAAAGGCCGUUUACACCCAUUACCAGCUCCUGAAGGUUCCCCAGCCUUUGCAACGUCACCAAUUGUCGUCGUCGUGCGUCAUGCGUCGUCAUUCACCGUCAUUGCUCGUCAUUGUAGGCAUCAGCUCGUUGUUGGCCCCGCCAGACAAGGAUGGCUUCCAUCCGAAUGGACCACUCAGCAUAAUUGGAGUUGUUGAGAUUCAGAAAACAAACAGUGGUGUCAGUCAUACAAAGGAAAUAGAUAUCUCGGGCAACGGCACAAGAAUUAUAAUUUGA
Molecule: messenger RNA, 516 nt
Organism: Laccaria bicolor S238N-H82
Lineage: Eukaryota; Fungi; Basidiomycota; Agaricomycetes; Agaricales; Hydnangiaceae
Exons: 12
Coding region: 1-516 (171 amino acids)
Source: RefSeq, a predicted model, not a curated record